CUUGUGGAGCAGACUGUUUCUCUAGGUGCAGCACAAAGGCCACUGGUGGUAUAGGAGGGAUCUUCAGCGCACGUGGUCACAGCUUCACAUAACAUGGAAUCCAAUUACAUUAGCUUCCUAUUGCUAGUGUCACAAAUUAUCACAAGCUUGGUGGCUUAAAACAACGCAAACUUAUCUACUACUGUUCUUGAGGUCAGAAGUCCUAAAUUAGUCUUAGGGGUGAAAAUCAAGAUGACAGCAUGGCUGGUUCCUUCUGGAGAUUCCACUAGACCGUUUCCUUGCCUCUUCCAACUUCUAAAGGUGGCAAGGCAUUCAGCAUUCCCUGGCUUGUGGCUACAUCGCUCCAAUCUCUGCUUCCAUUUUUACGUCUCCCCCUCUGUCUCCCUCUUAGAAGGACAAUCCUGAUUACACUGGGCCCACCUGGAUUAUGCAGGAUAAUCACCCUAUCUGGUCUUUACUUAAUCACUUCUGCAAAGUCCCUCUUACCUUGGAAGAUGACAAAUUCACAGAUUCUGGGGAUUUGGAAGUGGACUUCUUGGGGAGGGGUCAUUAUUCUGUCUGUCACACACAUGAUGAGAAAAAUCGCUCCCUUUUCAAUUCUCUUCAGUGCUUUUGCCUUCUCCAAGGAGAAAGUCCUUGGCUGAUGUGUUUCAUCACCUCUCUAACACUUGGCUGAUCUCACAUCCUAGCACAGAGUGAGCAAGCUCAGGCCGGUGCUGCCUCAGUUUCCUCAUCUGUAAAAUGGUGAUAAUUAUAGUACCUCCUAUAAUUGCUGUGAGGACUGGAUGAGAUAACAAGACAAGGAUUCAGGCUGUGCCCAGCAUGGUGUAAGCUCUAAAUAAAUGCUCAUUCUCCCUAUUUUAUUUAUGGAAAAUGAUACUGGUACUGAUGAUCCAUUCCCAGAAAUCGUAUGGAAUUUAUCUUUAAAAUAAAUUCAUUAAGUAAAAAAAAAAAAAACAACAACGAAGGAAAAGAAAUGUGAGAACCGAUUAAAAAAUUGUAAGUAAAUCAAAACUACAGGCACUGCACAAAGAUGGCAAAAUGAGAAGGGGUGUGAGCCUCAACACUGUGUGACUCUGACAGUGUCCCGCACACACACGCCCAGAACUACUGCCGUGGAGAGACUCGAUUAGCAUUUUCUGAAUAAGUGAAGGAAUGAGCUAUUGCCAAGCAUCGCUUCAGAGGCAUUUCCUGCAUUGUCUCAUUCAGUUCUUGCAACAGUCCUUUGAGGGAGGUGACCCUGGUUAACCUCAUUUUCCAUAUGAGCAAACAGAGGUUCAGAGAUUAAACAACAGCAAGGCACUCAGAAAAUAUAACUGGAGGAGCCCAAUUUGAAUCCAGACCAGUCCAACUGUCCCCCUUGGCUGCCUUCUAAGGCAUUUUGCCCCAUUGCCAACCCAGUUCCCACUAUUUCCAUCACAGUGGCGUUAAGGUGUUUUUCUCCAGGGGGCAUGUUUCCUCCUUGAAGCUGCUGCUGGUCCUGGGAACCUUUCUCUUUAUUAAAGGGGCUCAGAAACCCUGGGCCACUGACCAGAGAUGUCACCCAGUCUCUGCACUCUGCUCCCUGCCUUUAAAGAGUUGGCCACCAGAGAGCAGUGUUGGCCUAUGUUUCUCCAGCCUCAAAAUCACCCAGAAACUGGAGCAGCAGAGAGGGGACCCAGGAUCAACUCCAGCCUGGUUAAAGCCUGGGCCAGACUCCUAGAAGCCCGCACUUGGGGACAGAGAAGCCAGCCCAUGGCAAGCCCCCAGAGUACACUGAGACAGCGCUGGUGAACACUGCUACCCUGGCAGGACAGGAGGCCCAGAUAACAGCUCAUUGCCAUUCGCAGAGAACCGAUCUCUUUUGUCACCAUUUUACAGAUAAGGAAACCGUGGCACAGAUAGUUUAGGCUAGAAGCCAACUAGUCCCAGAUCCCCCCAUUCCCCAUCCCAACCAAUCCUCACCCUGUCAGGCUUCCAGAAACCUUGAAACUCAGGAGCUAUUGUGUUUCAUGUGUACUAAGGAACAGAGCCCGAGCAGCCAAGCCUGCAAAGGGGGAAUCCAGGGAAGGCAAGUAAGUGCACAAGCUCUGGGACGUGUAGCCCCAGCUGGUGGCCCUCUCCCCAGAGGCCUCUCCCCUUGCCCUCAGGCUCCCAGCCCCUGACAAGCGCUCACAUUCACGGAGCACGUGCUACGUACGUGCCUGGCACUUAGUCCUCAGAGCAGCACUGGGAGGGAGUUGCCUUUCCCCAUUUUACAGAUGAGGAAACUGAGGCCCAGGACAGUUGAUUGCUAUCUGAGGUGUUACCUUACCAAGGAGCAGAGUCAGGACUGAGACCUGGAAGUUUGGCUCCAGAGCUUGAGCUUCCUGCUCCCUGCCCUGCCCUGUGAUGCAGCAGCAGCCAGUUCAGACCCCCACCUGCCUCCUUGGCCUCUGGUUAUUCAUCCUCCUUGGCCUGUUUCUUCACACAGUCCUCCAACCCAUGAAAGUCAAGAUCAGAGGUGAUGGCCCCGGGACGGGGUGGGGGGGCCUGUGCACAUUCACCCUUUCUGCAGGCCUUGAGCCCGUGUGGGCUCCUAGAGCCAUAUGGGCUCCAGUGCCUAUGGCCGACUGCUGGGCACAUGCUCCAGAAGAGUGGCAAAGCCUUCCCUCCUCCCCCGGCAUUGCCCCCAACUGGCAAGAUUGUCCCAAGGUGAGAGCAAAAACACUGUGUGGAGGAGGAUAGAUGCUGGGCCUCCUGCCCAAGCCUCCCUGUCAGUAUCCGUCCUCUGGUACCCACGCAUUCCACAAUCACCCUCUUCCUCGUCAGCAGUGUCUGCCACAUCCUGGGCUCUACACCUGAUAUAUAUCACAUCGUUUUUCAUGCAAAAUGCACACGAGACAGGUUCUAUGUGCAGCUCCAUUUAAGAGAUAAGCAAACUGAGGCUUUGUGAGGCCAAGAAACAGAGCCAAGGUCAUACAGCUACCAAACAGCAAAGGAAGGGUUUGAACCCAGCUCCACCCAGCCCCAGAGUACAUGUUUUUCAUGUUCUAUUGCCUUGUCCCAAACAUCCUAAUCUGGGGCUCCGAAUAUAUGGUCUUUUCUCAUUCAAGAAGUGCUCCCUCUGGACUGCAACAUGCAAACUGCUGCUCCACAUCUCUGGUUGGCUCAGGCCCCACCUGUCCAACCUUUUACUGCUUCCCCUGAAGCCGGGCAGACCAUCCCUUCUCAGGCUUGCAUUUCCACCUCUGGGAAAUCUCAAAAAAGGCUAAAAUAAUUUCAUCUCUAAAAGGACCCUAGUUUAUAGAGACACUUGACUCUUUUCCUAGAGGCCCUGGGACGGAUCAGGGGGGCUUCCGGGAUAUAGCGCCCAAACCUCCCCUGGGGGUAGGACAGGCAGCUCCUGUUACACACCCCAAGGGCUGCAGCAGUGCUCCUGAAAUCAGGAAUGAAUGAGGACUCUGGGGAUGAGUUGGGUGCCCCUGGCCUGAAGGCCUGGCCCAGUUGCGAGGUGGGGGGAGGGCAUGAGAGACUGGGAUCCCCGGCCACCGGACUCCUGGGCCAGAGCCUCUGUGUGGGCAAGGCCUCCUGACAGGCUGGACUCUCUCUGAUCUGCAGGGGAAGGAACCGGGGCCCAGGUGCGAUGGGAGGGUUAGGUGAGUAUUCCUCAAAAACACCUCUAAGGAAGGAGACCCCGGCAGUAGGCAAAGGGCGGAACAAGGGGUCGGGAGACGGGGUCCAAACCCAGCGCAGCCGUGAACUUGUCAUGUAACUCGGGGCCCCUCUGACCCUCACCUGCAGAUGGCAGAGUCCAGCUGUAUAGUUGGUGUCUGCACUAAGUAUUCCUCCCUUUAUUCCUUCAUUGUAAAUCCCCACCUGCCAUACCAUCCCCCUGCCCACAUGCUGCUGCAAAAAACAAUUAACUGGAAAGGUAGCAAACUCAGUGAUGAACUGUACGUAUCAAAUGUAUACUGACUCUUCUAUAUAGUAAGUAAAAUUUGAGGGUGUCUCUAACCACCAUGUUAAAUGACUGACAUCGAUUAUAUCAUUGAAUGCUCACAGCAUCCACAGAAUUCAUAGCAUUAUUUCCAUUUUCACCUGAAAAAACUGAGGCCAAGAAAAGUUAAAUCACUCGCCAAGCUUGCACAGUUGUUCAGCGGCAAAGCUGGGAUUUGAACCCAGGUCCUCCCGAUCUCAGGGCCUGUGUCUGCUGUAUCUCUUCUACAGUGCCUCUUGCUGGCCUUUUAUAUCUAACCCCCAAAGAAAAUCACAUGUGUGCUUGCCUUUCUCUAAUCAUUUAAAUCGGAAACUAUAGAAAGCAACAACAAAAUAACAUCUAAUUCUCUAUCUUGAAGUAAUAAUGGACAGUUUUAUAUUUAUAUUUACAUGGUUCACAUACAUGUGUAAAUAUGUAUUUUUACCAAAAAAACAUGCUAUUUUGCAGCCUGUUUCUUCAUAUAUUUUUAGAACAUAAUAUUUUUUCAUAUCACUAAAUAUUCUACAAUCUAUUUUUCAUAGCUGCAUAAUAUUUCAUUGUUUGAAUGACACUAAUUUUUUUUUUUAAAACCAGUCCCCUAUGGUUGGACAUUGGGGUGAGUUACAGUUUGUUACAGCUAUAAAUAAUGCUAUGGUGGAUACCCCUGUAGCUAAUUCUUUCUCUGUUUAAUUCUGCAGGAUAAAUGAUCAGAACUGACAUUGGCAGGUUCACUGUCAGGCUUUGGAUCUGUACUGGUGAGCUCCAGUGUGACUGUCCUUUGAAAAGUCAGGGCCCUGCCCUCAGCAAGUCAGGCCUGGUAGAAAAACUCUAAACGAAAAUGCAGCCUCUUUCACUUUGCUCUUCGGAAAGAAAGUGCAAAGGGUGCUGACCCCAAGCCUCACCUGGGCAAUCAUGCCCUUUCUGAGCCACCUUUCAUUCGCUGGUUCUAUGGCGAGGACAGGGGGUUCCUCAGGGCCUGGGAGGACACCUCCCACCGAGGUGCCCGAACCCAUCCUCUGGGCACCCAGAUGCUGUUAAUGAGAUCCAUUUGAUGGCAUUUAUGUUUUCCACGUGUACCUGAUGUGGAGGAGAACAGAGACACAAGCAGGGAAGGAUUCCUGGGAAGCAUCUCCUCCAGCUGGGACAGGAAGCAGCCUCCUUCUUCAGCCUUGAAGACACAUGAGGUCCAGAGGAGGUGAGAGGAAGUUGAAUGGGGAGAAAGAAGGAAGUAGAGGCAGGAGGGCCAGAGGGAGGUGGUGACCAGAGAGGCUGGCUCAAACUUUUCUCCAAUCUGCUGAUCCCAAAGAGAAGUCUCCAGCUGCUGCUAAAACCUGCUCAGGGGCAGCUGCCUGCCCUCUGAGGAAGGGGACCCACCCGCUCCGCAAGCUGAGGGCCUGCCCUGGGAUGGAGGGGCGGCUGGGAUAAGUCAUCUCCAAGCCCACAGAUGGAGAACGGAGCCCAGGGAGGGGACGGACUGGCCACAGGCAGAGAGAAGCCGAACUGGGCUGGGGCACCUGCUUCUGGAGCCUGGGGCAGAGAUGGGGUGAGGGGAAUGGGCUGUGGUGGGCUCUACUCCUGGCCUCAGCUCCUGGGUCCCUGGGGGCCUCUGCAGGCUGAAACGUGAAGGGACUGUGAUCAGAUAAGGAACCAGAGCCUGCUUUGUCUCUACAGCCAGAAAGAAACCUGGAGAGUACAAGUUCCCUCUCAUUUUCCCCUGGAGUCCCAUUCACAUCCUCUUCCUUUUGCUGUUAUUUUUAGGAGCUCCACUGCCUCUUUGGGAGAAUCUGCAGGCCUUUCUCUGCCUGCCUGCAGUGUGUGUGUGUGUGUGUGUGUGUGUGUGUGUGUGUGUGUGUGUGUGUGUGUGUGUGUGUAGGGAGAUUGCCUAUAACUGCCUGUCCUUUUGAAACUGACCAGAGGUGCUUCUGAUUCUCCAGGACCAGCUUCUCUCCUGCAAACUCCAGAAGAUGUGUCUUCACUUCAAAAUACCCCAAAAUGUGGCUUCUCAUAAAGUGUCCCCUCCAAUCUGGGUGAGGUGUCAGGGUGAGAAGGAAGAGGGAGACAGAGGGGCUGGAGAAGAGACACAGAGAUGACAUGAGACAGGGAGAGAGAGACCAAUAGUGAAAGGAAGAGGGAGAGAAGCAGAGGUAGUGAGGACGUGAGUGAGAGGAGACAGAGGUAGAAAGAUCUGGAAACAAGCUCAGGGAGAGACAGAGAGACUGUAAGAAGGGAGACGCAAACAGCUCAGUGCAUAGAGAGAAGGGAGGAGACCAAGAGUGAGAUGCAGAGAGGAUGGGAGGAGAGAGAAGGAGAGUGAGAGGGUAGAAAACUCAGAAGGAGAGAAAGGGGAAAGGCAAGCUGAGACAGAAUGAAGGAGGAACCGGGGAACGUGCUGAGGAGAAAGAGGGGAGACAGUGAGGAGGGAGGAAAGGCAAAGCAGAGGAGGAGAAGACAGGCGCCCUUGUCCUUGUUAAUAUCCGCGAGGAAGCUGGCCGAGCGUGUCCUUAUGGGCCCUGCCGUGGCCAUGGCCAGCAGGGAAGUGCCCCUCUGGUGACAUGGGUGGCAGUCGAAGGAGGGAGGGGCAGGUCUGCAGCAGGUGGCCGCCCCUGGGUGGGGCCGCCAGCGGAGCCCUGGGGUAUAAGUGGGAGGCCCAGCCGGCUGAGCACCUGUCAGGGCCAGCUCCCCUGCGCAGGUGCCAGGCAGGUGGCUCCGGCCGAGCCCAGCCCCAGCAUGAGCUCCUUCGACCUCCCAGCGCCCUCCCCGCCCCACUGCAGCCCCCAGUUCCCCAGCAUCGGCCAGGAGCCCCCCGAGAUGAACCUCUACUACGAGAACUUCUUCCACCCCCAGGGCGUGCCCAGCCCUCAGCGGCCCCCCUCCUUCGAGGGCGGCAGCGAGUACGGGGCCACCCCCAACCCCUACCUCUGGCUCAACGGGCCGGCCAUGACCCCGCCGCCUUACCUGCCGGGCGCCAGCGCCAGCCCCUUCCUGCCCCAGACCUACGGGGUGCAGAGACAGCUGCUGCCCGGCGUGUCCGGGCUGGGGGGCGGCGACCUGGGCUGGCUGCCUAUCCCCUCGCAGGAGGAGCUGAUGAAGCUGGUGCGGCCCCCCUACUCCUACUCGGCGCUCAUCGCCAUGGCCAUCCACGGGGCACCCGACCGGCGCCUCACCCUCAGCCAGAUCUACCAGUAUGUGGCCGACAACUUCCCCUUCUACAACAAGAGCAAGGCCGGCUGGCAGAACUCCAUCCGCCACAACCUGUCUCUCAACGACUGCUUCAAGAAGGUGCCCCGUGACGAGGACGACCCAGGCAAAGGGAAUUACUGGACCCUGGACCCCAACUGUGAGAAGAUGUUUGACAAUGGAAAUUUCCGCAGGAAGAGGAAGAGAAAAUCAGAUGUUUCCUCCAGCACGGGCUCCUUGGCCUCGGAGAAAACGGAGCCCAGUCUCCUGGCAGGCAGCCCCAAGACCACGGAGGCCCAGGACAUCUUGGAUGGUGCUUCGCCGAGUACCACCAGCUCCCCAGAGAAGCAGCCCUCGCCGCCCCCGCCGGGAACCCCGUGCCUCAACAGCUUCCUCUCCACCAUGUCAGCCUAUGUGAGUGGGUCAAGCCCCAUGGGCCGCCCAGUGGCCACGCCGGGACUGAGCCCGGAGCCCGCUGACAAGGUGGGGCAGAACUUGCUGAACUUCAACUCCUACACCCCACUCACCAACUUCAGUGGCCACGCGGGCGGGGGUGAGUGGGCCAGCCCCACACCCAGCAAUGCUCUGGGCUACGGAGGCUCCGUCCUCAACCAGUUCAGCCCUCACUUCUACAACAGCGUCAACACAAACAGCAUCCUCUACCCCAGGGAGGGCACCGAGGUCUAGAAACACUACAGCUCCCGAGCCAGAUGGACACACUCGGGGUCCUCCAUUUCAGCAUCCAAGUGGUCCAAGACCUCCGAACUGCCCAGACAUACACAGGAGGCUCAGAGGAAUUCAUCGUUUUUCUAGAACAUUGUGUAAACCUUGUGUUUAUCACAUAUCCAUCCACAGACCCACAACCAGCUUUGCAGUAGAAAUACUGGUGCCUGCAUGACAGUAAUCAACUUGGCCAUUUAUUGAGCACUUACUAUGUGCUGGGUGCUUGCUGUACUAAGCUCUUUGAAGGCGUGAUCGUACUUUCUAUUUACAGCCACCUUGUGAGGGUCAUAUAAACCUCCCCAUUUUACAGAUGAGAAAACUGAGGCUUGAGGAAGUUAAGUAACUUUCCCAGGGUCAUACAAACUAGGAAGCAGCAGAGCCAGGAGUCAAGUCCAGGUCUCUAUGACUCCCAAAGUUUGGGCCAAUGAAGGCUGGGAUGGAGGAGUUGGUUGAGCAGCCAGGGAAGGUCAGUGUGGAGAGCUGAUGAGGGCAAGCAUAUGCAAAUCUCCCCACUGCCUUCUGGCCAUCCAUCAGAUUUAGCACCAGCCCUAGGCACAUCUCAUCUUGGUCCAAGUCCUCAUUCUAUGGCCCCCAACUUACCUGCCGACACUCCUUUUGCUACUACUCAAGGGAGAAGCCCAGAUCUGUGCCCCUGCAGGACGAUGCGUCCAGACUCUCCCCACAGAGGGAUGUUGCUUCCCCAGUCCCGCAGACCAUGAGCAGAGCAGGGAGAGGAGCAGUGUGCACCCCAAACCCCCCCCACCCCCUCACUGCCCACUGACAAAAUCUUGUAAAGCCCAGCUUCCUGUGUGCACGUCAUGGACCAGUGAGCUGGAGGUGGCUGAGUCUGCCAAGAGAAACAAGGCUGAAGAAGUGCUUCCUUUUUCGCAGCCCGGGAGGGGCUGCAGACCGCCACAGAGGGGUCUGUGCGUGCUGCUCCUGGAAUCUUUUUCUUGUUUUGUGUGUGCUUCACAUGCCUGUGAUGUUGCAUCACAGCACAU
Delphinapterus leucas (beluga whale) is the source of this 8838-nucleotide messenger RNA. Lineage: Eukaryota; Metazoa; Chordata; Mammalia; Artiodactyla; Monodontidae. The record is from RefSeq and is a predicted model, not a curated record.